Carassius gibelio (silver crucian carp) is the source of this 2475-nucleotide messenger RNA. Its product is annotated as G protein-activated inward rectifier potassium channel 4. The transcript has 4 exons. NCBI's taxonomy places the organism in Eukaryota, Metazoa, Chordata, Actinopteri, Cypriniformes, Cyprinidae. The coding region runs from base 191 to 1471 and encodes 426 amino acids. Gene Ontology annotation, molecular function: G-protein activated inward rectifier potassium channel activity. Gene Ontology annotation, cellular component: plasma membrane. Gene Ontology annotation, biological process: potassium ion import across plasma membrane; regulation of monoatomic ion transmembrane transport. The record is from RefSeq and is a predicted model, not a curated record.
ACUCACUCGCAUCCUCCAAGAGAGCGAGGUAAGGAGGUGGAGGAGCACUGUGUGAACAAAGUCAGUGAGGCAGCUGAGAUGAGCACAUCAAAGCUGGACUCAGAAGAGAGCGCAGCUGCCCUAACAUGCUUCCCUUGACACUGCACAGCUACCUCUGCGCUCGAAUGAAGGUUUGCAGUCGAAGCUGAGGAUGGCAGGAGAUUCUCGCGUCCACAUGGACCACGACAUGGAAAUAGGAGUGACUCCAAGAGAGCAGGUGAAGAAACUCCCCAAGCACCUGAGGGAAGCACAAAUCCCCACGGAUCGCACCCACCUCAUCUCUGAUCCUGUUAAGAAACCCCGCCAGCGCUACGUACAGAAAGACGGCAAGUGCAAUGUCCAUCACGGAAACGUUCAAGAGACCUAUCGCUAUCUCAGCGACCUCUUCACAACACUGGUUGAUCUACGUUGGCGUCUCAGUUUCUUCAUUUUCACCUUGGUCUACGUGGUCAACUGGCUCUUUUUUGGGGUUUUGUGGUGGCUCAUUGCAUUAAUACGAGGAGAUCUUCUACAUGCUGAUGAGGAGGGCUGGACCCCUUGUGUGGAAAACCUCAACAGUUUUGUCUCUGCGUUCCUCUUUUCCAUAGAAACAGAGACUACCAUUGGCUAUGGCUAUCGUGUCAUCACAGAGAAGUGCCCAGAAGGGAUUAUACUUCUACUGGUGCAGGCCAUCUUGGGCUCCAUUGUAAACGCCAUGAUGGUGGGCUGCAUGUUUGUAAAGAUCUCACAGCCCAAGAACCGAGCAGAGACACUGAUGUUCUCCCACAAGGCCGUGAUCUCAGUGCGGGACAGCAAGAUGUGCCUGAUGUUCAGAGUGGGUGACCUGCGGAAUUCGCACAUCGUGGAAGCGUCAAUCCGUGCUAAACUCAUUCGUUCACAGCAGACGAAGGAGGGUGAAUUUAUACCUCUCAACCAGACGGACAUCAACAUAGGCUUUGACACAGGAGACGAUCGCCUCUUUUUGGUAUCGCCUCUCAUUAUCUCCCAUGAGAUCAAUGAGAAGAGUCCUUUCUGGGAGAUGUCCCGGGCACAGAUGGAGAAGGAAGAGUUUGAGAUUGUCGUCAUCUUGGAGGGCAUGGUCGAAGCUACAGGCAUGACGUGCCAAGCACGCAGCUCCUACUUGGAUUCGGAAGUGCUGUGGGGCUACCGCUUCACCCCGGUGCUUUCUCUGGAAAAGGGCUUCUACGAAGUCGACUACAACAGCUUCCACGACAUAUACGAGACCAACACCCCAACCUAUAGCGCUAAAGAACUGUCCGCUCGAUUAAAAGAGAGUCCACUCCUCCCUCACCUGCCACUCCUCAGCCCCGACCUCAGGCAGCACACAGACCCCUUCUCCACCCAAACCACACGGGACGAGCGGGAGAAGGACGGCGAGAAGCCAGCGGAGGCCAACAACGGAUCUGCCAACCGCUUGGAGGAGAAUCCUUGAGGGACUUUGUAGAGACUGACAAGCUUCUUUCCCCUUGCAUGGAGAGAUAUCCUUGCAAUACCCAUGCAAUACGACCUCGGAUUGCUCUAGAGAGCCGAUCUGAUGCAUAGAUCAAGGUUAGACGCACAAACAGAUGAGAAUCUGUAUAUUUAUACAUCAUUGACACCUACACAUACUCUAUUUUCAAUAGAAUUUCAUGGUAUCAAUCAACUCCCUGUACCUCAAGGACGAAAUAGUAGCCAUAUACUGUCCACAAUGAAUGACUCAGAGGUCAAACCCCUUAAUCUAACCAUAGCAAAUCAGCUUUAAUAGAAUCCCAAUGCAAAAACACAACGCUUGCGUGUUUAGCCACGGCGAAGGCCUGCGAGGUUGGUUUCUUUAAGCUACUCUAUUGUAUGUUUUAUCUGCAUUAUAAUUAUGCAUUAUAAUUAUCAAUUUCCCCCUUAUGUUGAAGUGCAUGUGUUUGAAUUUGAUGCAAGAUGGCCGCUGGAAAAUGUCAGAUUAAAGCACAACCGCUGCAGUGGCAGACACAUGGUAUGAAAACCUGCAGUACACUAAAACAAUGGCAACGAAUGGAAAUAUUGCACAUGCAUUGUCUCUGAAGUUCAAUCUUGGCCGGUCCACACUCCUGGACUCGUAUUUCAUUUCUAUCACAUUUGAUUUGUGUGCAAGUUUGAGGCCACUCGCGUGAGACUGUCAGUCGCAUUUCCUAGCGGUCCGAAGAGCUGUGUUUCAAAGCAUGAACCCUAAGGCGAGUUCUAUACACUUUCUAAACAGGGUAUUUUCUAAGGCAUGCAGACUUCAAAAACACAAAUGCUUUCUACAAAAAUUGUACAAAUAAAUUAUAGUUUAAGGUGAGAGGAGAGCUUCAUUCACAGCAGAGACAACGGUGCAGUAUUUUAAAGACACAUUUUAAAAGGAACUCACCAAUGGCAAGUCAUUUUCAUAGAAUAAUAUUAUAUGCAGGCUAUUUACAUAAAUAAAAUAUACAAAGCAACAUAUAA